AUGAAAAAAUUCACGGGUGUCCAAAAAGUGGUCUCAAUUGCACAUCGUCACCGUGUCCCAGCCGCACCGGUCAGAGCCGUGCUCCGUCCCCCAACCAAGUCAAAGGAGGCUGAAAGAGGAGAGGCCCAAGAGAGAGAGGCGCAGGAGGUUGGGGUCCCAAGGGGCAAGGCGGAAAGAAAACGGCCGCGGUUCAAGGACAGGAUUGAAGAGGGACUGGGACGUGACGCAGUCGGAAGAGAUGUCAAAGUCUAUAAGAAGAAGAAGACGGUCAGGACGUCCGCCGGCGAGCUGCCCAUCUCGCCCAUCAUGGACCCCGAGUGGAUGAGAGCCCGGACGAAAUACAGGAUACCCAAGCCGAAGCCUAAAUCGAACACUAAACCCAAUCCCAGAGGCACCAACAACUACACGGAGGCGAGGCCGGUGAAGAAAUACUCGACGACAUUAUACUGGGACCCCAAAGCCAGAAAGACGAAGAUCAGAGUCCACAAAAGCCAGCCGAAUGGAGGAAGAUUUCGCGUUAAAUUAGAACAAAAUCCGUACGCCCAUGCUCUCGCCUCGCCCGUCCGCUUCUGCCCCGUCACGGCGGCCGUUCUGCCGAAAUACUUCCUCCAGAACUUCAAGGCCGUUACGAACCCCGAGACAAAGGACCACUGGUGGAUGCCGGGCGACGUAGAAGUCUUGUGGACACAGAAACAGGCCAUGGAGGCGUCUAAGAAGCCUGGUAAUGUGGAGGAUGGGUCAAGGAAGCAUCACGAGGAGGAGAACGGAUCCAAGAAGCAUGACGAAGAGGAGGAGGGCAGCGUUACAGCGUCAGAAACAACACGUCCAGAAAACCCACUCGUGGACCCUCUCUCAGCACAAAGAGAAACGGAACGGCUCUUCCAAAAAGCCCCGUCCGGCUACGUAGUAUCCAGGAAACCCAUCAUCGAUUCCAUGUCAGGGAAGCGCGGCAAGACGCCCUUCGGAGACCAGUGGAGGACGCUCCUGGGCAGGAACCAAAAUGUCAUGAACUCCGACGUCCCCAGGCGUCUGGUCUGGCGCGAGGAUAUGGGCGACUUCGUUCUCGAGAACAUGCGCAAGAACAUCAUGAAGUACAUCACCUACUACGUCGAGAUGGACGAGCAGAAACGGUCGUACAUCGAGCCCCUCAAGACAUGGCAAGACGUGCACGAGUCGGAGAAGCGGAGCUGCCUGCUGUGGCAUCAGGGAACAGACAGUUCCGCGUGGGAGGAGCGGGUGAAGCCGUUCGCCACUUAUGACGUCCCAGACGCAAAGUACGAAAAAAGCCUGCCCAUCUACGAUCUCAGGCGGCUCUUGGGUGUGGACUACUUUGCGAAGCUGAUGGAGAUACCCAUGUUCCGCGACGGGUCGCUGUUCGUCGUCAAGAAGAAGCGGUCGAUCCCGCUGCAGCUGUAUCUGUGGAAGCUAGAGGCGUACAUAGCUGAGCACCCCUCCGCAAAGGAACUCGCCGAGAAGGCUGAGAGUAAGCAGAAAGCAGACAGAGAGAGGGUAGAGGCCGAGCGCCGGGAGAAGCUCGAACAGGAGCAGAUCAAGCUGGAGGAUGAGACCAGAGAGGACUACUUGCGGGCCAAGGCCGAGCGGGAACAGAUUAUCAAACAAAGAAUCGAACAGGAGAUGCGCGACUUCGACAAGCCCAAGGGCAAAACACCAAAGGCAAAGCGCAAAGUCAAGUCUGCGACCAGAAGCAUAAUUAUGCCCACAGCUACAGCCACACCCAUGACCAAAGCCGACUUCACCGUCCAGCUUAUGGCGAAACCUCAAGCCGAAUCUACACCAAAGUCUUGGUGCAACUCCGUCAUCAAAUCCAUAGCCCCCAGGAAGCUCAGUAAAAAGGCCAAUGUCGACUCGCAAACCACGGCCAUAACUAAGGCCGGAUCUCCACCUCAACCUUGGGGCAGCUCCGCUAUCAAACCCAAAGCUACCGCCAAGGCCAUCAACCAGGCCGGUUCAACUACACAGUUUUCGGCCAAAUCUAAACUCGAAUCAAUACCCAAACCUGCCAGCAACACAGCCAGUACCAUAACCAACGCGGAUGCCAAAAUCGCAGCGCAACCCGUAGCCGAAGCCCCAAAGUCAAAGGUGAAGCUAAUGAAGCCAUUGUGGUAG
Colletotrichum orchidophilum is the source of this 2127-nucleotide messenger RNA. RefSeq lists its product as uncharacterized. Lineage: Eukaryota; Fungi; Ascomycota; Sordariomycetes; Glomerellales; Glomerellaceae. The record is from RefSeq and is a predicted model, not a curated record. The coding region runs from base 1 to 2127 and encodes 708 amino acids. The transcript is spliced from 2 exons.